This is a messenger RNA of Ixodes scapularis (black-legged tick), 750 nucleotides long. Its product is annotated as putative nuclease HARBI1. The record is from RefSeq and is a predicted model, not a curated record. Bases 1 to 750 code for a protein of 249 amino acids. The transcript is spliced from 4 exons. Lineage: Eukaryota; Metazoa; Arthropoda; Arachnida; Ixodida; Ixodidae.
AUGCAUUCUGUCUCGUGUUAUAAGACACCCCUGAAAGUAAGGACAACUUGUGGCAACCAAUGCAGUGUCGAACACUUCUUUCCCAGGCCUGUUCACUGCAGCAUCAAAGGAGGGAAGCAGUUCUGCAGGAAGACAAACCCCGGCGGCGACGACGCGGAGGUGUUCCGCAACCGCAAGGGAGUGUUCUCAAUCAACGUCCAGGCUGUCACCGGCCCCCAGCUGCAAUUUUACGAUGUGGUUGUGAGCUGGCCCGGGUCGGUACACGACAGCCGGAUAUUUGACAACUCCCGUGUGCGGGUGCUGUACGAGGAACGCCGGGUACCAGGGGUGCUGCUUGGGGACAUGGGCUACGCCUGCUUCUUCUUCCUGAUGACCCCCCUGGCAGAUCCCGGUCCAGCUAACACACCACGAGGCAGGUACCAGAAGGCCCACAUCAAGACGAGAAACUCUGUCGAAAGGGCCUUUGGCAUCUGGAAGCGGCGCUUCCCCUGCCUCGACAUGAGGCUGCAGCACAAGCCACGUCGGGCCGUGCAGAUCAUCACAGCCUGCGCUGCACUCCACAACCUGGCCUGCCUGAGAAAGGACCCACAGCCUCCACCUCCCCCAGCUCCGCCAGUUGUGCCCAGGGCACGGAGACCCAGGAGGAGGGCCACACGGCCAGUCCACCUGCCACCCGCCGUGGACACCGUGGAGGACUCCCUCACGGGCAUACAGAAACGGGAGCAAAUCAUCGAAAGAAGCUUCAAGUAG